Molecule: messenger RNA, 1698 nt
Organism: Momordica charantia (bitter melon)
Lineage: Eukaryota; Viridiplantae; Streptophyta; Magnoliopsida; Cucurbitales; Cucurbitaceae
Product: Transducin/WD40 repeat-like superfamily protein
Biological process (GO): ribosome biogenesis
Molecular function (GO): protein binding
Source: RefSeq, a predicted model, not a curated record
UUCUCCCACGAAAUCCUGCGAAUCUUGCCCCGCCGUCGCCUUGCUGAGAGAACGUGAGAGGGUGGACAAGGAAUGCAUUUGCGAAGGGUUUUUGGACGAAGUUCGUAGCAUCUUCUCCUCUGCAGCUGAGGAUUGUCAUCUCAACGUUUCGUUAUUCAGUUCUGGGAUUCUUCAAUUCACAUAGGUAGAUAUGGACAUCGACGGGGUUUCGGAGGACACCUCUCGGCGAGUUCAAGUGCGGUUUAUCACGAAACUCAAGGCUCCUUUCAAGGUUCCGACGAACGCCAUUGCCAUUCCCUCUAACCUCACCAGACUGGGUCUUUCCACCGUUGUUAACAAUCUUAUUCUAGCCGGGAACCCUGAGUGGGAAGCAGAACCAUUUGAUUUUCUAAUUGAUGGCGAGCUGGUCAGAAUGUCGCUGGAGCAAUUCCUUCUUGCUAAGGGAAUCUCGGCGGAGAAAACGUUGGAGAUUGAGUAUAUUAAGGCUGUUGCCCCACGAAAGGAGGAAGAGCCUUCUGUUCAUGAUGAUUGGGUCAGUGCAGUAGAUGGGUCUUGUCCUGGGUUCAUUUUGACAGGUUGCUAUGAUGGCUUAGGAAGGGUUUGGGAAUCUGCCGGAUUGUGUACACAUAUACUUGAAGGUCAUAGCGAUGCCAUAUCAUCCGUCUGUAUUGUGAACCCUGAAGAAGCUGCUAGUGUCACUCUCGCCACUGCUUCAAAGGAUCGAACACUCAGGCUGUGGAAGUAUUCAAAAGACAAGUCUGCUAGCAACCCUACCAAGAUAAGGGCAUUCAAAAUCUUGAAAGGACACGGAUUAUCUGUCCAAAGUGUUGCAUCACAGACGUCUGGAGACCUGAUCUGUUCAGGUUCUUGGGAUUGCACAAUCAAUUUAUGGCAAACAGAUGAACCUCAAUCUGAAGGUGAUGUUGUCUCCAUCAAGAGGAGAAAAAAGAAUGACCAGGCUGAAGAAUCUCAGUUAGAGGGCACCUCUGUUGCUACGCUUGUUGGCCACACACAAUGUGUAUCGUCAGUUGCUUGGCCGAAGCAUGGAGAAAUUUAUUCAGCAUCGUGGGACCAUUCUGUAAGAAGAUGGGAUGUCGAGACAGGCAAAGAUUUGUUUAAUAUUUUUUGUGGUAAGGCACUCAGCUGCCUCGAUAUCGGAGGUGAGGGCUCCACUCUCAUUGCUGCCGGUGGCUCAGACCCCACCAUUAGAAUAUGGGAUCCUCGUAAACCAGGAACUUCUGGUCCAGUCUUUCAGUUCUUGUCCCAUAGUUCUUGGGUUUCAGCUUGCAAGUGGCAUGAUAGAUCUUGGUUCCAUUUGCUGUCUGCAUCAUAUGAUGGGAAAGCUAUGCUGUGGGAUCUGAGAACUGCGUGGCCUUUAGCUGUAAUUGACUCUCACAAAGACAAGGUACUGUCGGCUGACUGGUGGAAAGGUGACAAUGUUAUCAGUGGCGGGGUGGACUCGAGACUGUGCAUUUCGUCUGGGAUUUAUGUGCCGUAAGGUCUGCUGCCUUUUCUUCAGUGUAAGGUAGAGAACUGUAUCAGAGGAGAAUAUAAAAAGUAAAUUGCGUUUCUUUUGUUGUAAAACCAAUCAAAUUUUCUCUCUUUGGAGAGAGCUCCCAACUAUAGGCUGACUGAAACUUAAGAGUUGAGAUUGGCUUAUUAUUUAUAAUUUAUUCUUUUCUUUGAGUUCUCCCAUAA